CCCAACAUGGACAUGUGGUCCCGGAAGCGCGAGAUAUGAAAUUUUAAUUAAUAUGGAAAGAAGUAGUGAAGACACAGAUGAAACUCAGCCUCAAAAUUUGACAUCCGAAGAAAUUAUGAUACAAACUUCUCAAUCUGAUGACAGUUCGGGAUUAUUUAAUAUGUUGUCGCGAUAUAAUGCAAGAAAAAACAAAAGGAGAUACAGAGACAGAAGAGGUUCGUCCUCAAGUUCAUCGGAAGAAGGUUAUGAUUCUCCAUAUGUAUUUGGAAAAUUGAAGAUCAUACCUUCCUCAACAUGUCAUUGGAAUAUAGCUUGUCUUGAUUUAGUAGGUGUUAUUUACAGUGAUGACUAUUUUCCAUCACCCUUAGGUGUUCUAGAUCUUAUUUUUGAGAAAACUGGCAAUUUUGGACCACUGACGGAAAAAGAUAAAGAACAUGUAAAUAAUGUGCAGGAUAGUAUGUCAUUCAGUAUGUCUGCUAAAGAACUACUCCAAUUAACCACUGAUAAACGUGAAAGUGUAUUAAUUCCAGUGUCCAAGCAAAUAGAGAAAGAUUUGGACAAUCUUCAUCUACAGUUAGAACUCAGGCACAAAUUAGAUAUUGCAGAUCCAAUUAAUUUCAUCAACGCUGUUCAAGUAAUGAUAGCAUAUCAGGAUGCCCAUUGUUUUGAUAGAAAAGGAUAUAGAAAAUCUGUUGGUGGUGUGCCAGAAGAUAUGUUUGUGGAUAUGGUCAAAGAAUUCUCUAAAUUGUGUAAACUGCUGCCUCUACCAGGUUCAGCAUUUGUUGGGAACACAGAGAUUUGUUUUGACAAGAGAGUUCAAGUUACAGCAAAGUCAGAUAUAAUUUUAGUCCCAGGAGCUUAUUCUGUUGAUAUUCUUUCAAAGACUGUUACAGGAAAAAGGAGACAGCCUCAUGUUGUAUCAGUUGUAGAGGUUAAAAACUUAGAAUAUUCAAUCAAUAAAAACUAUGUUGGAAUGGAACAUGAAAAAAGAAGACAUUCAAAUUCAAGUAGUGAAGCUAGUGAGAAUGAAUUGUCAAUUCAUGCUGGAAAGCCAAUAUUACAAUGGUUUAACCCAGAUAUAUUAGCAAAACACGGAGGAGACUUGCUCUUACUUGACCAGUUUUUCACAGAACAACUGGAAGGAACAGAUGGUCUAAGAGAGUAUCUCCCUGGGAUAAUAGUAGUUGGAACUGAAGUGACAUUUACAGUGCUUGAAAUCAAAACUGGUCAUUUGACUGAUGUAAAGAAUAAAUUAUGUGAAGGAGGUAAAGCUACAAUAUUCUACUCAAAACCAAGAGACUUUUUGCUGAAGGAAGAUCGUGACAUACUAGUUGAAGCAUUCACAAGACUUAAUAAUGGAUGGGUUGACUGAACAGGAAUUCUCUGGAGUUCUCAACAUUCACAUCACCAUUAACGCCUGUCAAUAUUUAUUUUUCAAAAAAUUACAUAAAUAUCUGUUGAAUUUAUGUGGUAACAAAAAAGUAUUUAUUUUUUUUAGCAAAGUUCUUAAGGUUUGUCUUUUGUUAAAAAUUCUUCUUUGAUAAUAUACUGAACAAAAAUAGAAACUCCUAUUUUUCAGUGUUUUAUAUCAGCUCACCUGUCCUAAAAGGAUGUGUGAGUU
Molecule: messenger RNA, 1621 nt
Organism: Mytilus californianus (California mussel)
Lineage: Eukaryota; Metazoa; Mollusca; Bivalvia; Mytilida; Mytilidae
Exons: 5
Coding region: 53-1372 (439 amino acids)
Source: RefSeq, a predicted model, not a curated record